Manis pentadactyla (Chinese pangolin) is the source of this 8523-nucleotide messenger RNA. It is a transcript of the gene PRKCA, whose product is annotated as protein kinase C alpha. Gene Ontology annotation, molecular function: ATP binding; zinc ion binding; diacylglycerol-dependent serine/threonine kinase activity. The coding region runs from base 185 to 2203 and encodes 672 amino acids. The record is from RefSeq and is a predicted model, not a curated record. Gene Ontology annotation, biological process: protein phosphorylation. The transcript has 17 exons. Lineage: Eukaryota; Metazoa; Chordata; Mammalia; Pholidota; Manidae.
CUGCCGCUCCGCGCCGCCACGGCCCGACUCCGCCGGCCGCCGCCGCGCCUCCUCGCCCCGACCUCGCCGCCGGCCCGCGCCCCGCGCCGGGGUCGCCCGCGGCCCCGCUCCCCUCCUCCGCCCGCCCCCCGGCCCUCCCCUGCUGCUGCUCCCCGGCGGAGGCAAGAGGUGGUUGGGGGGGACCAUGGCUGACGUUUUCCCGGCCAACGACUCCACGGCGUCUCAGGACGUGGCCAACCGCUUCGCCCGCAAAGGGGCGCUGAGACAGAAGAACGUGCACGAGGUGAAGGACCACAAAUUCAUCGCCCGCUUCUUCAAGCAGCCCACCUUCUGCAGCCACUGCACCGACUUCAUCUGGGGGUUUGGGAAACAAGGCUUCCAGUGCCAAGUUUGCUGUUUUGUGGUUCACAAGAGGUGCCAUGAAUUUGUUACUUUUUCGUGUCCAGGUGCAGAUAAGGGUCCUGACACUGAUGACCCCAGGAGCAAGCACAAGUUUAAAAUCCACACUUAUGGAAGCCCCACCUUCUGUGACCACUGUGGGUCAUUGUUGUAUGGCCUUAUCCAUCAAGGGAUGAAAUGUGACACCUGUGAUAUGAAUGUGCACAAACAGUGUGUGAUCAACGUGCCCAGCCUCUGUGGGAUGGACCACACGGAGAAGAGGGGGCGGAUCUACCUGAAGGCCGAGGUGGCCGAUGAAAAGCUCCAUGUCACAGUGCGAGAUGCAAAAAAUCUAAUCCCUAUGGAUCCAAACGGGCUUUCAGAUCCUUACGUGAAGCUGAAACUUAUUCCUGACCCCAAGAAUGAAAGCAAACAAAAAACCAAAACCAUCCGUUCCACGCUGAACCCCCAGUGGAAUGAGUCCUUUACGUUCAAAUUAAAACCUUCAGAUAAAGACCGACGACUGUCUGUAGAAAUCUGGGACUGGGAUAGAACCACCAGGAACGACUUCAUGGGAUCCCUCUCCUUUGGAGUUUCGGAGCUGAUGAAGAUGCCAGCCAGCGGAUGGUACAAACUGCUUAACCAAGAAGAGGGGGAGUACUACAAUGUGCCCAUUCCAGAAGGGGAUGAAGAAGGAAACAUGGAGCUCCGGCAGAAAUUCGAGAAAGCCAAGCUUGGCCCUGCUGGUAACAAAGUGAUCAGUCCUUCAGAAGACAGGAGGCAGCCUUCCAACAACCUUGACAGAGUGAAACUCACAGACUUCAACUUCCUCAUGGUGCUGGGGAAGGGGAGUUUCGGCAAGGUGAUGCUUGCUGACAGGAAGGGAACAGAAGAACUAUACGCUAUCAAAAUCCUCAAGAAGGACGUGGUGAUUCAAGACGACGACGUGGAGUGCACCAUGGUGGAAAAGCGAGUCCUGGCUCUGCUCGACAAGCCGCCUUUCCUGACCCAGCUGCACUCCUGCUUCCAGACAGUGGAUCGGCUGUACUUCGUCAUGGAAUAUGUCAACGGCGGGGACCUCAUGUACCACAUUCAGCAAGUAGGAAAGUUUAAAGAACCACAAGCAGUAUUCUAUGCAGCAGAGAUUUCCAUUGGAUUGUUCUUCCUCCAUAAAAGAGGCAUCAUUUAUAGGGAUCUGAAGUUAGAUAAUGUGAUGCUGGAUUCAGAAGGACAUAUCAAGAUUGCUGAUUUUGGGAUGUGCAAGGAACACAUGAUGAAUGGAGUCACAACCAGGACCUUCUGUGGGACUCCAGAUUACAUUGCCCCUGAGAUAAUCGCUUAUCAGCCGUAUGCAAAGUCCGUGGACUGGUGGGCCUAUGGCGUCCUCUUAUAUGAAAUGCUAGCUGGGCAGCCUCCAUUCGACGGUGAAGAUGAAGAUGAGCUAUUUCAGUCUAUAAUGGAGCACAACGUUUCUUAUCCAAAAUCCUUGUCCAAGGAGGCUGUUUCCAUCUGCAAAGGGCUGAUGACCAAGCACCCAGGCAAGCGGCUGGGCUGUGGGCCCGAGGGAGAGAGGGACGUGCGAGAACACGCCUUCUUCCGGAGGAUCGACUGGGAGAAACUGGAGAACAGGGAGAUCCAGCCACCAUUCAAGCCCAAAGUGUGUGGCAAAGGAGCGGAAAACUUUGACAAGUUCUUCACACGAGGGCAGCCUGUCUUAACGCCGCCGGAUCAGCUGGUCAUCGCUAACAUCGACCAGUCAGAUUUUGAAGGGUUCUCGUAUGUCAAUCCUCAGUUUAUACACCCCAUCUUACAGAGCGCCGUAUGAAACUCACCAACGAGAGCAAAUGCCUCCCCAGCCCCCAGCCCCUCUCAGUGGGAAACAAUCCUAACCCUAAAAUGUUAAGGCCACAACCUUGUUUCUUGUUCCAGACGGAGGCCUGAAAAUUGUAGGGUUCUUAGUCCAAAUGUGAUCAACUGUACAGGGUCUCUCUCUCACAACCAAGAACAUUAUCUUAGUGGAAGAUGAUUCAAUGUACAGCGUCCAGUUUAAUUAUGUAGAAGUCACAUCUGAGUGUAGGUUAACCCCUUCCCGAAAGCAUACAGACUCUUGCCCCUUUUCUGGUACGAUUUGAUAUCUUUUCCAUACCCUCUGUCUAUUCAUUUUCACCAUUGGGAUGCCCCCAACCAGAGAUGUUAAAAUGAACCUGCCCCAGUCCAGUGGGCUGGAAACAUCUCCACCCAAGACAUCUUUGGAAUGAAAAGCAUGGGGGAGCCCAGAAUGGGAGCAAGGCAGGACCUUGGGGGGCAGGGUGGGGGAAGCCUCCAAGCACCCACUGCUUCUGUUCUCUGCCUCGAUGGACACAGUCCCUGGAAUCCGAGGGACAAAUCUAGUCCCACUGGUGACUCAUUUGCAAGCCCGCUGUUCCCAAAUGUUGACAGUCAUCACCCAAUCAUGGUCCAGUGGUUACCCCAUUUUAAAAAAGAGAAAAUAUGAGUGUCGGGUGAAUCCACCUAGUACCCUACUUGGUUGAUAACUAUCUUGAUACUUGCAUUUCCUUUUAAGAGGCCAAAUCUUCUAAGGACUUUGCUAAAGGAGCAUGUGAAAUCAUUUCAGAUCAAGGAAAAACCAGUGUGUGUGUAUGUUCAUUUUAAUCUCUGGGAGAUUUUUCUGUGAUCAGGGUGCCAUCAGCAACCAUGCCACUAUUCACGAGUGUUGUUAGCCAACCCCCCACACCAGUGUUUUGCUACCUAUUUCCUGAGAAGCUGAAGUGUACGCCCCCUCCCCUUUUGUACUUAUUUAUUUAAUAGGCUAAAGUGUCAUUUAUGAGAGUACAAUGUACAGUAACUUAAUCCAAGUGUUGACUCUAGCAUCAGUCCCUUUUGAUUGAUUUCCCUCCCAUCUCCAGCCUUUAACAUCCACUUAGGGAUGAAAAAUAAUAACCGCUUUGGUCCCCAUUUCCAGUACAUGCUGGAUGACAUGCCUGGAGCUGUAGAAUCAGGAUGCCCGGAUGCAUAUCAACUCAAAGGUGUUUUAUCACUAGAAGGAUUUUAAUAUGUUUUGCUAAUGCAUCAUGCAAUGAAUUUUGCAUGUUUAUAAUAAACCUUAAUAACAAGUGAAUCUAUAUUAUUGAUAUAAUUGUAUUGAGUAUAAAGAGAGUAUUAUAAUAAUUUUAUAAGACACAAUUGUGCUAUAUUUGUGAAGGCUCUUGUUUCUAAUCUCUUAUGAUUAAGUUUUAGCUUAAUUCUUUGUAACGUGCUUUGCCUCCCUUCCCCCCCCAUGCAUACCCCCAUUGUAUGGGAUACAUUAAUUUUUUAUCAUAGAUCUAAUUUCAAAAAUGAAUGACUACAUGAUCAAUUAGGCAUAUAUAUAGAGAGAGAGAGAUAUAGAUAUAUGUAUGUGUGUGUGUGUGUAUAUAUAUAUAUAUAUAUAUAUAUAUAUAUAUAUGCAUAUGAUUCUACCUGCAAACAAAGGUUUUGUUUGGGGGAUUAUUUUUGAGAUGAGACCCGAUCUUAGCUUCUUACCACCACCCCUGGCCUGGCUCCCCCACCACUCUUCUCCUUGGGGAAUAGCAGGAAGUGUUUGACUCCGGUAUGCCUAGUACGUUUCUGCAAGCAUGCUGUCAUCACAGCCCAGACUGGACUUUGUUAGAUUUGUUCUUCCUUUCAGCCUUGUUACUGUCAGUGACUUGGGGUGGGAGGGACGGAAAGAAGCCCUUCUUCAAGUGUGUGUGUGGCAUGGCCACCCCAGAAGCCUGCUGUCCAUUUUGCUGCCCCUGGAACAAUGUACAGACUUCAUGAGACCAAACCCCCCACAGGCCGGGGCACAGCUGUCCCCUGGAGCUCUCCACAGACUCUUCAGGAGCUGUACAUCAUCUUCUGUUGCUUGAAACCAUCUUUCCAGCCUUGUGAGGAGCACCUCUGUGGUGAGACAAGGUCCUCGGAGAAACCAGCCUCCUGCACCAGAAGGAACAUUCAAAAUGGAAUGUUCAGUCCUUAGGGCUGCUCACUUUCCACUUGGCCCCCAAAAGCAUCUGUUAGCUAAGUACCCCCCCAUUUUUAUUCUCUGGCUGUUUGCCUGAAAUUCACAUACCAUAAGGGUCUUCUAGGUGAGAGACAUCAUCUAUCCUGGGAACCCUUGACUGGAGGAAGAGAUGGGGUGAGAGAUGGGUCAGACGGCACAGCACCUCCUGCCUUCUUUCUUGGACUGGGGACUCGAGAGCUCAAAGGGGGCCCCAGCGCACCCAGAGCUGUAGACCUCCUGGUCAGUGCACGGUUUGGGGGACACUUCCCCACCAGGUGCACCCCAUUUGGUCUAAUAGAAAGGGACCAGUUCAUAGAAGGAGCUUAGGAGACGAGCUGGUCGCCCUGCCGCAGAAUGGAGCCACAGCAGGACAGACCACCAGCCACUCCCCGGGAGGUGAGCACGUCCCAGGCAGGAGCACAUGGGGCUGUAGACCGUGAGUCCCUGGUGCGUGCUGCUGCCUGCUUGUUAUAGGCCAGCAGCGGGCUCAGGCUUUCCCUCAAACAGCCAGCACAUUUCCAAGUUAUUCACAUUUCUCUAGGAAGCAGAUUCAGCCUCUCAGCUGGCUGAUAUUCUUUCAGAAUCUCUGGCAAAGUUUUAAAAGAAAACACCCUGUCUGUGGGGCCCAGUACUUUGCCUGAGGGACAGCAGGCUUGAGGACAAACCUGGGGAAAAAAAGAGUAAAAAUGAGGGCCCAGGGAAGUGUUAGCGUGAUGUGGCCCGUUCAGUAUGUUGCUAUGUACUGAACUUAGAUAAAGGCCAGUGCUUUAAAGAGCUGAGCAACCCAAGACAGUUAUUGCUGAAAACAAAUCAUGUGGGUAACCAUUAAAAACUGUUAGCCACCGAAUCGAUUUAUAAAACUCUCUGGCCUUGUCCCACUUCCCUGGCAUUGUGUGAAAUAAAGCCGCUGGGAGGGGGCCUCUGCGGAGGCCGGAGUGAGCAGGAGCCCUUGAACAGUCAGGUCCCUUGGGGGCCCUUGGGAAGUGCCAGCCCCGCGCACUGCCCAUAACUCAGGCCCCCCUGGCAGAAUCUAGCGGUCUGGGUCUCUGCCAGCUCAUCUGUGACUCCAGAAAGCCAUUCAAGUCGCCUUGCUUUAUUUCCCCUUGGGAGGUGGCUGCUCAGCGGUGGAACUUCAUCUGUGGCUGCAAGCUGACUGGCUGGCAGCCCUUCCCCUGGCGUCUCACCUCAAGCCACUAGGCGCUUGGUUGGGAGUAGACGGCAUGUGCUGCCAGGUGCAGCCCUCAGAAGGUUAAUGGGAGGUUCGCUCAGGCAAGAGCGAAAUCAAAAGGUCGGGAUGAGCCCCCAGGAAACAAAAUGAUGGCUCUUCAGCAUGUCUGCUUUACCCCUAUGACCUGGUGUGCAUUAAUGCAGAAUCACUAGCUUUUCUUGAGAUGUAUUAGGCUUUCUUACUGGGAAUUUUGGCAGAAAAUCAGAGGGUUAAGAUCUUUGGGGACUUGACCUGAGAUGGUUGGUUAAAGAUUAUGAAAGACCAAAAUUAGUGCAGCCCAGCAAACGAAGGGUAAGCACAUGUCUGAGCUACAGCCCUUAGGAGCAUGUGGUGACGUGCUGGAAUGAGGGGGCAGCCCCCCACGAGGGCCCCCUGUUGGUGCUCCAAGAGGGGAGAGGUUGGUAGACUGAGGUCAGCACGGAGUUCAGAGAAGUGCACCCAGAAGGAUGCUUACGGGGCGGAGCCAGGAGGGAGGGGACAGAGAGGGCCUCUCCAGGAGGAAGCUACGGCCGUGUCCCAUGGCUUCCCAUUGGAGGUCAUGUGUGCAAGUGAAGGUCCUUGAAGCCGAGCUUCCUGCCGGGGACACAUAAUCCCUUCCUCCUCAGAAAACUUCUCCCAAGUGCCAACAGCAUCCUCCCCAGCUCCCGACCUUGGAGUGUCUCACAAUUCUGGAGGCAGAGCCAACCCCCCAGGGUACCCUGGAAGCCAGUGAGUUCCCACGCUUUCGCUCUGUGGCUUCCUGCGGGAAUUAUGGCCCCUGAGAAUGGAUGGAGAAGGCGUAAAAACAACGAUUGCCACCGUUCCCACCUGGCUCCACUGAGAGGAAAAAGCUGAGUUUUUUGCUGGGGCUUGUUUUCUCAGUCCUGAAGAGGGGGCAAAGUUCCUAAAUGCCUCGGAAAGGCAACACCACCUGACAGUUAUUUUCUCACUUCAGUCUUAUGAAGCACCUAUUUGUUGUGCAUGCGCAUCACACCGUUCCUGUCUCUUUUAACCCAGCCAGGCAGGAGUGCCUUUUCCCCCACUGAGGCAUCUAACAGUCCUGAUCAUGAAAUGGACACUGAGCCAGGGACCCAAAGGACAGUGACCCUAAGGGUUGCAGAACGGGGGAGUUAAAAUGAAGGAAAAAGGCCCUCUGGUUAUUAGGGACUAUGCAUUAAUUUGACAACAAGUAUUGGGAAAUAUUUUUAAAACAUCUUCCUUGAGUUUCUUGGGUUACAUUUUAUGAAAGACACCAGACUCAACAUUUCUGUCAUUUCCCAUUGGGACUGAGGCAGCAAAUCUGGGGAAUGCCAUAUAUUUUUGCUGUUAGAAGAUACAGAAAAUUGGGAAGGGUUACCAGAGUUAUACAUGGAUGAAGGCAGUCGUCCUGGAACGGUGUCAAUCACAAUUUGCGGAUUCUGUAACAUCAGGGACUCUCUGGGAGGGUGGGAGGCAGUAUCCAUGCGCCUCUGAUCUGUGUGGUCAGGUGUCAGUGACUGUGAAGGUGAAACGCAGUCUUCAAACAGCCUUGGCUUGACCCUCCUAAGGCCCACAAAUUCCAAAGACUUUUUUUUUAAAACCUUAAGGAAGAAAUUGACUUAAUUCUGAUAGAACAACUGAACAUACUGGGCUAUUUGUACUUCUUUUAUAGAGAACUUUAAUAACUCAAUUCUUCUUUAAAAAUGAGUUUUUAAAAUAAAACUACUGACAGUUUCAUAAGAUUCCAAUCCCAUGGAGCCUGUAGGAGGACUCAAAUGGGGUGAGCUAGGGUGCCCCUGACCUGCCCUCCCAUUGCAGGAUUUUCCAUGCCGGUGGGGUAUGGAGUCCACCUCAAAAUGCCUGGGAGUUUAGGUGGAAGGUGUUGGCAGACUAAUGCCCCCCAUGUUUUUAAUAGACACUGGAUACGACUGUCUGAGGUCUAGAAACUUGGGCCAUGGGAAGGCUGGCUUUACUGUCCCCAUCCAGAUGCAGCCCUAGGGUAGCAUUCUCAGGGUCCUGGGACCUUCCUUUGUCUGGAGGCUGUGACCAGCGUUUGCCAUGGCGGGGAGGGCACUUCUUCAGCUGUGCCUUCAGUCCCCGAGCAUCCCUAGGUCUCUCACGCUCGGUGAAAAUUAAGAGAUGCCCUAGAAGGAUUUUGCCCACUGGGCAAUCCAGAAAUACUUCAGCCCCAAGAGGGAAGAGGCGGCAGCCAGUGCCCCCACUGGCACCUGUCUCACAGACAUCCCUUACCUGAGUAGACAGAACCCUACUUUUCGGAAAAUAAGUAUCCAGUCCACUUUCUAAGAACCUUUUUUUCUAAAGACAAACGGUGGCUUUGCAUUUUCCGAUUAAACAAUUGUGUCUUUGUCUCCUCUGCUCAACUUUAGGAGUAUUUUUUUCCUGUGAUUGUCUGUAGAUUUUUGUUGAUACACUUCCUGGAAGAAUGUGAUCCUUGAGGGGAUUAGUGGAUUAUUCCAAAUCAUACAUAAAGGCAAUUUUAUUUUUGAGUCCAAAUGGUCUGAAAAUCUACCGCGUAUGCCCGUCUUUCAGGUUUUUCAGAAUACCUUUCAUAAAUGGUCAGAAACAUUUGAAAUCAUUGCUUUUGCUACAUGAUCUUUUUGGAGAGGUGAACGACAUGCCAUGUUUAAAUCGUUUAUUUGAAAAACGUCAUGUAAGACCCCAUAUUUGUAUGGAGGAGGAAGAGGAAGAGAUGGAGGCUGAGGCGUUUCCUUCUGUAUAAGCAUCUACCGACAAAAUGUAGAGGCCAUUCAGCUGUCGAAUAACAUUUGGUUUCUGGCAGGCGAGAUGGAUGUACACUGAACUGCAUCACUUUCCUCAAUCUGUGUAACCUCUGAUCUUUGUUUGCAUGCUAUGCUUUGUUAGAUACAUUCAUUGUAGUUUGGAGGCAAGUGUGUAUGAAUAAAUAUAAUGAUCAUUC